This is a messenger RNA of Ziziphus jujuba (common jujube), 6792 nucleotides long. RefSeq names its product putative callose synthase 6. Gene Ontology annotation, molecular function: 1,3-beta-D-glucan synthase activity. The transcript is spliced from 42 exons. Gene Ontology annotation, cellular component: plasma membrane; 1,3-beta-D-glucan synthase complex. Bases 618 to 6488 code for a protein of 1956 amino acids. NCBI's taxonomy places the organism in Eukaryota, Viridiplantae, Streptophyta, Magnoliopsida, Rosales, Rhamnaceae. The record is from RefSeq and is a predicted model, not a curated record. Gene Ontology annotation, biological process: (1->3)-beta-D-glucan biosynthetic process.
AAAAAAAUAAGUAAUAAAUAAAUAAAUAAAACACAGAUUCACUGAAACAGGUAGGGAAAAGAAAAAGUAAAUAAAUAAAUAAAACACAGAUUCACUGAAACAGGUAGGGAAAAUAAAAAGUAAGUGGAAGGAAAAACCAAAAAACAGAAAAAAAAGAAAGAAGAAACGAAAAGCUCUCUGGGAUUUUGUAUUCUUGGGUUUGUGUUGAGUAAUCAUUAGUGGAUGAGCAAAAGCAAAAAAAAAAAGCGUUUUCAAAAAAGGAUUUUUGUCAUAUAAAAAAAAUAAAUUAAUUCCUCUUAGUCUCAGUCAGUCACAAUUCUUUUCUUGAUAUCAGAGCAAAAUCCUACUUUGCCCCACUUCUCUACCAAGGUAUCUCUUUCUCUCUCUUUCUUUCUGUAAAACAAACAAAUAUCCCCGCCAAAGAGCAAGAAAAAGAUGGUGAUGCUUCAUUUUUAUACCAUACGCUUCCCAAAACAAAAACCCAAAAGAAUUCCCAAACAAAACAACAACAACAACAACAAGAACACGAACUCGAAGAAGAAGAAGAAGAAGAAAGAAAUAGUGGGUUUUGAAUUUGAAAGUGGAAAGGUGGAAGCUUUGAGGGGUUUUUGGAGGAAAUGGCGAGCACCAGCGGGUCGAAGAGCGACCCGGGGGGUUUGCGGAGAACGUUCUCCAGCAGGACAAUGACCCGACAGCCUACGAGGCCUGUGUUUUUGUCCAACGAUGAGAAACCUGUCGUGGACAGUGAGCUUGUCCCUUCUUCACUUGCUUCCAUUGCUCCUAUUCUACGUGUUGCCAAUGAGAUUCAGGAUGAAAAUCCCAGGGUUGCUUACCUCUGCCGUUUUCAUGCAUUUGAGAAGGCACAUAAGAUGGAUCCUACAUCUAGUGGACGUGGUGUUCGCCAGUUUAAGACAUAUCUCUUGCACCAACUUGAAAAGGAAGAACAAGAGGCAGAACAUAAGCUUUCUCAUCGUGAUCCAAAAGAAAUCCAGUUGUUUUUCCAUCAGUUUUAUGACAAAAAUGUCAAGGAAGGAGAAUAUUCCAAAAAACCAGAGGAGAUGGCUAAAGUUUGUCAGAUUGCAUCAGUACUCUAUCAGGUGCUGAAAACGGUGGUACCUCCUAGCAUGAUAAAUCCUCAGACAAAACAAAUCGCUGAAGAUGUAGAGACAAAAAGGAGCCAGUACACACAUUAUAACAUUCUACCAUUGUAUGCUGUUGGGGUUAAACCUGCAAUUAUGGAACUUCCUGAGAUAAAAGCAGCACUCCAGGCUCUUUGUAAUGUGGAUAAUCUUCCAAUGCCCAGAAUUCAUUUAAAACCCACUGGGCCUGGUGAUGGUGCGGCUGCAGCUACAGAGAGGAUUAAACCUGUCAGUGAUAUACUUGAUUGGAUUUCCUCUGUGUUUGGGUUUCAGAAAGGGAAUGUAUCAAAUCAGAGGGAACAUUUGAUACUGCUACUUGCCAAUAUGGAUGUAAGGAGAAAGAAUCUUCAAAGUUAUAACGAGUUGGAUAUGGACACUGUACCAAAAUUGAUGGAUAAAAUUUUUAAGAAUUAUCGCUCGUGGUGUCACUAUUUGCAUUGUACAUCAAAUCUCAGGUUUCCUGACCGGUCUGACAAUCAACAGUUGCAACUGAUCUACAUUGCACUUUAUCUUCUUAUAUGGGGGGAAGCUUCAAAUAUUCGAUUCAUGCCUGAAUGCUUGUGCUACAUUUUUCACAGGAUGGCCUAUGAGGUCUUUGGAAUUCUCUUUAGCAAUGUCCAUCCCGUUACUGGAGAAUCCUACACAAAUGAAGCACGUGAUGAUGAGUACUUUUUGAGGACUGUUAUAACCCCUAUCUAUGAGGUCUUGCAGAAGGAAGCAAAGAGAAACAUGUUAGGCAAGGCUAGUCAUUCAAGCUGGAGAAACUAUGAUGACUUAAAUGAAUACUUUUGGUCUAAAAGAUGCUUUAGUCUAGAGUGGCCAAUGAACAAGAAAUCAGAUUUUUUUAGGCAUUCAGAUGCGGUGCAAUCUCCCCAUGAGAGACCAAACCAGGCAGCUGGUGGAAGGAGGAAGCCUAAAACAAAUUUUGUAGAAGUGCGUACAUUUUGGCACCUGUAUAGAAGUUUUGAUCGAAUGUGGAUAUUCUUUAUAUUGGCUUUCCAGGCUAUGGUUAUUGUUGCAUGGAGUCCUUCUGGAUCUCUUGCUGCUAUCUUUGAUGAGGAUGUCUUCAAAAAUGUUUUGACCAUCUUUAUUACUUCUGCUUUCCUCAAUUUUCUACAAGCCACUCUCGAUAUAAUUCUUAGUUGGAAUGCCUGGAAGAGCUUGAAAUGCACCCAAAUAGUUCGAUACCUCUUGAAAUUUGCAGUGGCAGCUGCCUGGGUUGUGGUUCUUCUGAUUGGCUAUUCCAGUUCAGUGCAGAACCCAACAGGACUUGUGAAAUUCUUCAACAGUUGGGCUGGCAAUUGGCAGAACCAACCAUUUUAUAACUAUGCUAUUGCACUUUAUUUAUUGCCCAAUAUAUUGGCUGCUGUUCUAUUUCUACUUCCACCUAUGCGUAGAAGGAUGGAGAAAUCUAACUUGCGGAUUGUCACUUUGGUUAUGUGGUGGGCUCAGCCAAAAUUGUACAUAGGAAGAGGCAUGCAUGAGGACAUGUUUUCACUGUUUAAGUAUACAAUGUUUUGGAUCAUGCUGCUAAUCAGCAAGCUGGCAUUCAGCUUCUAUGUGGAGAUAUCACCACUAGUUGGGCCAACGAAAUUGAUAAUGGAGAUGCCUAUCACAAACUAUCAGUGGCAUGAAUUCUUUCCCCAUGCAAAAUAUAACAUUGGCGUUGUUAUUGCAAUAUGGACACCAAUUGUCCUGGUUUAUUUUUUGGAUGCACAAAUGUGGUAUGCCAUAUUUUCUACUCUAUUUGGCGGUAUUCAUGGAGCCUUCAGCCAUUUGGGUGAGAUUCGGACACUUGGGAUGCUGCGCUCCAGAUUUGAAUCAGUGCCUACAGCUUUCAGCCGCCGUCUUGUGCCAUCAGUAGCUAAGGGUGCCAAAACCAGAGAAACGGAUGAGGUAAUCAUACGGAAGAACAUUGCUAAUUUCUCUCAUGUGUGGAAUGAGAUUAUAGAAUCUAUGCGAUUGGAAGACCUGAUUAACAAUAGAGAUAGAGAUCUUCUUCUUGUUCCAUAUAACUCAAAUUCAGUCUCUGUUGUCCAGUGGCCCCCUUUCUUGCUUGCUAGUAAGAUUCCUAUAGCAUUAGACAUGGCAAAAGAUUUCAAGGGAAAAGAUGAUGAAGACUUAUUCAGGAAAAUUAGGAAUGAUGAAUAUAUGUACUCGGCAGUAAUUGAAUGCUACGAAACACUUAGGGAUAUAAUACAAAGCCUUCUGGAAGAUGAAGAAGAUAGGAAGAUUGUGAGACAGAUAUGUGAUGACGUAGAAAAAAGUAUUGGAGAAAAGAAAUUUUUGAAUAAUUUCCGGAUGAGUGGACUUCCCUCUCUCAGUGAGAGAUUGGAGAAAUUUUUGAAACUCUUGCAAAGAGAAGAGGACGAUGUUGAGAAUUUCAAGCGUCAAUUAAUCAAUGUCCUUCAAGAUAUCAUGGAGAUUAUCACCCAGGAUGUUAUGAUUAAUGGCCAUGAUAUGCUGGCAGCAACUCAUUAUCACCUCCAACGCCAUACAGAUGUAGAGAAUGCAAAGAAAGAGCCGCAGAGGUUCGAGAAGAUUAACAUAAACCAGACUCUGAAUAAAUCUUGGAGAGAUAAGGUAGUUAGGCUUCAUUUGCUUCUGACUGUCAAGGAAUCAGCUAUAAAUGUACCGCAGAACUUGGAUGCUCGCCGCCGCAUUACUUUCUUUGCAAACUCGCUUUUUAUGAAUAUGCCAGUUGCUCCGAAAGUCCGUGACAUGCUCUCCUUUAGUGUUCUGACUCCAUAUUACAAAGAAGAUGUUCUUUACUCUGAUGAGGAACUUACAUUGGAAAAUGAGGAUGGGAUAACAAUCUUGUUUUACCUCCAGAAAAUAUAUCCUGAUGAGUGGACGAAUUUCUUGCAACGGCUAAAGGAUUCUAAACAAGAAUAUAACUUUAAGGAUGAACUUCGCCAGUGGGUAUCGUUCAGGGGGCAGACACUUUCUAGAACAGUGAGAGGCAUGAUGUACUAUAAGCAGGCUCUAGAAGUGCAAUGCUCUCUGGAAUUGUCAGGAGAGAAUGGUAUAUUAGGUGACUUCCUAACCAUGGAGUUAAGUGAAGAAGAGCAGAAGGCUUUCUAUGAUCGUACACAGGCUUUGACAGAUUUGAAGUUUACUUAUGUUGUUUCUUGUCAGAUCUAUGGUGCUCAGAAAAAAUCCAAUGACAAAAGAGAACAAAGUUGUUACAAUAAUAUUCUCAAGCUGAUGCUAAUGUAUCCAUCUCUACGUGUUGCUUAUAUAGAUGAAAGAGAAGAAACAGUUCAUGGGAAAUCCCAAAAGACUUAUUACUCUGUUUUGGUCAAGGGAGGAGAAAAGUUGGAUGAGGAAAUCUACCGUAUCAAGCUUCCAGGUGAUCCAACAAUAAUUGGUGAAGGGAAACCUGAAAAUCAAAAUCAUGCCCUUAUUUUUACUCGUGGAGAAGCCUUACAGACAAUAGACAUGAAUCAGGAUAACUACUUUGAGGAAGCUUUCAAAAUGAGAAAUGUACUGGAGGAAUUCCUAAAGCCUCGCCGUGGUCAGCGAAAGCCCACAAUAUUGGGUCUAAGGGAGCAUAUAUUUACAGGAAGUGUUUCGUCACUUGCUUGGUUCAUGUCUAAUCAGGAGACUAGUUUCGUAACCAUUGGGCAAAGAAUUUUGGCAAAUCCUCUAAGGGUGCGAUUCCAUUAUGGUCAUCCUGAUAUUUUUGACAGAAUCUUCCACAUAACAAGGGGUGGCAUAAGCAAAGCUUCCAAAAUAAUUAAUUUAAGUGAAGAUAUAUUUGCCGGGUUCAAUUCAACUCUUCGUGGGGGAUUGAUAACCCAUCAUGAGUAUAUUCAAGUGGGCAAGGGGCGUGAUGUUGGGAUGAAUCAGAUAUCCCUUUUUGAGGCUAAGGUUGCAAAUGGAAAUGGAGAGCAGACGCUAAGCCGUGAUGUUUACCGACUUGGACGUCGAUUUGAUUUCUACAGAAUGCUGUCUUUUUACUUCACGACAGUUGGUUUCUACUUUAGUAGUAUGGUAACUGUACUUACUGUAUAUGUUUUCUUAUAUGGACGUUUAUACAUGGUUAUGAGCGGAGUGGAGAGGGAGAUCCUGGAGAACCCAUACAUACAUCAGACAAAGGCCCUUGAACAGGCUUUGACUAGUCAGUCUAUCAUCCAACUUGGUUUGUUGCUUGUGCUGCCCAUGGUUAUGGAAAUUGGCCUUGAAAAAGGGUUUCGUACUGCCUUGGGUGACUUCAUCAUCAUGCAGCUACAGCUGGCCUCUGUAUUCUUCACAUUCCAAUUAGGAACAAAAGCACAUUAUUACGGGAGAACAAUCUUGCAUGGAGGUUCUAAAUACCGGGCUACUGGUCGUGGAUUUGUUGUUUUCCAUGCAAAGUUCGCUGAUAACUACCGAAUGUACUCACGCAGUCACUUUGUCAAAGGGUUGGAGCUAUUUAUCUUAUUGAUUGUGUAUGAGGUUUAUGGAGAAUCAUAUCGGAGUUCAAGUCUCUAUUUCUUCAUUACUUACUCCAUGUGGUUUCUUGUUGCAUCCUGGUUGUUUGCUCCAUUUGUGUUCAAUCCAUCUAGUUUCGAUUGGCAAAAAACUGUGGAUGAUUGGACGGAUUGGAAGAGAUGGAUGGGAAAUCGUGGUGGUAUUGGGAUUCGACCAGAGAAAAGUUGGGAAUCGUGGUGGGAUGAAGAACAAGAACAUCUCAAACACACAAAUAUUCGUGGCAAAGUGCUUGAGAUAUUACUUGCAUGUCGCUUCUUUAUUUACCAAUAUGGAAUUGUCUACCACCUUGAUAUAGCUCAUCACAGCAAGAGUUUGCUGGUUUAUGGACUUUCUUGGAUGGUUAUGUUGACUGUUCUUCUUGUCUUAAAGAUGGUAUCUAUGGGAAGACGGAGAUUUGGCACCGACUUUCAGCUCAUGUUCAGGAUUCUCAAAGCACUUUUGUUCCUUGGUUUCAUGUCAGUUAUGGCCGUCUUAUUUGUAGUUUGUGGCCUCACUAUAUCAGAUUUAUUUGCUGCUAUCAUUGCCUUCUUGCCCACCGGGUGGGCCAUUCUUCUUAUUGGGCAAGCAUGGAGGGUGCCAUUGAAGUGGCUAGGAUUAUGGGAAUCUAUAAAGGAGUUAGGAAGAGCAUACGAGUAUGUAAUGGGACUGAUAAUCUUCGCGCCCGUCGCUAUUUUGUCGUGGUUCCCAUUUGUGUCAGAGUUCCAAGCCCGGUUGCUCUUCAACCAAGCAUUCAGCAGAGGUCUCCAAAUUUCUAUGAUUCUAGCAGGAAGGAAAGACAAGAAUGCAGAUCCUAUGACUCUUGCAGGAAGCAAAGACAAGACUGCAGAUCCUAUGAUUCUUGCAGGAAGCAAAGACAAGACUGCAGGACAUUGAACCCGCUAACAUACAUUCAUAUUUAUUCCCUUUCAAAUGUCAUAGCAUAUCAUUCUUUCUAUCUUUUCUUUUAUCUUCACAAUUUUCAGAUCAGAAUAUAGCCACUUUCUUCUUGUUUUUAGUCGUUGCAGGACUGUAUUAUCUCUCAAGUAAUGUACAGUCUGAAACCUUUUUUUUUUUAGAAGUAGGAGAGAUAUUAUUUUGGAUGUUGCAAAAUGCUUUUAAAGUGUUAAAAACAACAUCUAAGGCAUAUUUCUUUAUGUUUUAGCUCUAUGGAAUUAUGCAAUUAUAUAAUUUUCUGACC